GCAAUAAAUUAUCAGCUAGCUUCUGUCGAACAUGCUGAGUCCGUUUCCAUCUGGGACGAGAUGAGAGAUCUUUGACUUUAAUGAGAAUCCAGAAGAAAAGAUGGCAUCUGUGCUUCAAAGUAUGGGGUCUACCGUUGGUUGGAGGAAUCACAAAAUAUUGGUUGACGUCGAGGAAAGUCCAGUGCCUGACAGGUUUAGAAAGCGGUCAUCUCGGAACCUGAAUGCGGUUCGGAUGUCCCUGCGGAAGCGAAUGCCCUUAAAGCAGGUUGAGAUGAAUUUCGAUGAGAACCCAACGUGGGAGAGCUUGCAAGCCAAGGAGAAGAGUCAAAACCUCCGAGCUCUCACGAGAACGGCCAGAAACGUCUUUGGGACAGUCUCUCAGAAAAUCCACAAGAGCUGCCAGGGCUCCACGCAGACUCUGGUGAGCGCUCUGGCUAAAGCUUCCAAGGCCAGCGACAGGGGGUCUACCAGUACCCGGCAUGGGUCUCCUCACACUCCUGUGUGCAAAAGCAACAGGCUUGCUGCUCUCUCCACCCCAACAUCCAGUACCAAGAUGGUGCCCAAAUCUGGCCAGAGGUCUUCCUUUCGACCUGGCUCUCGUCGGCUUAAAGAAGACCUCCUCCCUCUCCGGAGAUCCAGGAGGGCUGCAGCAUUGAGAAGUCCAUAUGGUUCUCCCGUUGGUGCUGGCCUCCAAAGGCAAUUUGACUGUGAUUUAGAGCUUAUCUCUACUGGCAUUCGCCAUCUGAAGCGCCUCUCUCACGCCUUCAACGAUAUCAUCGUCCAAGAGGAGAGAGAUCAAGCAGUCGCCAACUAUUGCUGCAUCAUGGCGCAAAAUGUGCAGGCUGCACGUUGGCGGUCUCAGAAUUGCAGCCGUUCAUCAUUCAGGAGGCGAGCGCUGAGAGUGCAGCGAGUGCUCAGUAGCCGGGCCAAAACCUGCUGGAAACGCUACUAAUCUGUGAAUGUAUGAAGGAUGGACUUGUAUGUGUUUUAGAAGCUCUUUUGUGUCCGCGUUUAACUGACUACUCUGCAUAAGCUCAUGUCGUGAAAAGCUAACUUUUUAAUUUGAUCUGAUACAUAUAUAAUACAUCGGUUGUUACACCACAGUUCUGUAUAAACACUUUUUCUAACACUAUAUUA
Molecule: messenger RNA, 1137 nt
Organism: Eublepharis macularius
Lineage: Eukaryota; Metazoa; Chordata; Lepidosauria; Squamata; Eublepharidae
Gene: PIMREG
Product: PICALM interacting mitotic regulator
Exons: 5
Coding region: 101-952 (283 amino acids)
Source: RefSeq, a predicted model, not a curated record